Molecule: messenger RNA, 1770 nt
Organism: Neocloeon triangulifer
Lineage: Eukaryota; Metazoa; Arthropoda; Insecta; Ephemeroptera; Baetidae
Product: mitochondrial-processing peptidase subunit alpha
Exons: 9
Coding region: 96-1664 (522 amino acids)
Cellular component (GO): mitochondrion
Molecular function (GO): metal ion binding; metalloendopeptidase activity
Source: RefSeq, a predicted model, not a curated record
ACUGCGCCUUACCUGGACGUGAUUUUGAAGUUAAGAAUUUUUAGUUUUGAAGCCACCUAGCGGAAUAAAUUGAACUCAUUGCAAAUUGAUCAAUCAUGGCGGCCCGCACGAGGAUCGGGUGUGCUUUUUCGCGACUUUUGAGGCCGAAAAUACGCCAAAAUGAAUUCCGACGCAGUUUUUGUAGCAGUGAGGGCUCUUCGGCCACGCCCCCUUUGUCGCAGCCCUUGCCCGGCCUGCCUCCAGCAUUGUUUGCCACCCCCGGAGGCCUGCCGAAUGAGACACGAGUGACUCGUCUGUCCAAUGGUCUUCGGGUCGCUACCGAAGAAAAUUUUGGACAGUUCUGCACUGUGGGGGUUGUGAUUGAUGCAGGCUGUCGCUACGAAGUCGCCUAUCCCAGCGGCGUUUCGCACUUUUUGGAAAAACUGGCAUUUUCUUCGAGCUCUGAAUAUGAGGACCGUGACCACAUUAUGCAAACUUUGGAGCAACACGGAGGAAUUUGUGACUGCCAGUCGUCAAGAGAUACUUUCAUCUAUGCAGCAUCGGCAGACACAAGAGGAGUUGAUAGCGUUGUUGGUGUACUUGGGGAUACUGUUCUUAGACCCAGACUCACAGAACAAGAAAUUGAAAUAGCCAGGAUGACUGUGCAAUUCGAACUAGAAACUUUAGCAAUGCGACCUGAGCAGGAAACGAUUCUCACUGAUAUGGUGCAUGCAGCCGCAUUUCAAGACAACACCCUAGGAUUUCCAAAGAUGUGUCCAGAAUCAAAUCUGGGUCGCAUCAAUAGACAGAUCUUGCUUUCGUUUUUGUCAAGGCAUUUUGUGCCAGAGCGAAUGGUGCUGGCCGGAGUUGGUGUUCCUCAUGAGCAGCUGGUCGAGGCUGCUGAGAAGCAUUUUGUCCAAAAGCAGCCAUUGUGGACAAAGGGUCAGGGGCCUGAGGUUGACACGUCCGUAGCUCAGUGGACCGGAGGCAUUGCCCUGGAUGAGAGUCGGGUGCCCCAACACGCUGGUCCCUCGGGCCUGCCUGAACUUGCACACGUCGUUGUCGGACUUGAAGCUGUUGGCCAUCAGGACGAAGACUUUGUGGCAGUUUGUGUUUUAAAUAUGAUGAUGGGUGGCGGCGGCUCUUUCAGCGCUGGUGGACCAGGCAAGGGCAUGUACACCAGGCUCUACACCAAUGUUCUCAACAGGUACCACUGGAUGUACAAUGCAACAGCAUACAACCACGCUUAUGCAGACACUGGACUUUUCUGCAUCCAUGCAAGUGCACCUCCAAGUCAUUUACGCCAAGUUGCUGAAGUAUUAGUUAAAGAGCUGGUUGGAAUGGCAGGGUCUGUUGGAAAAAUGGAACUGGAGCGUGCCAAAACACAGUUGCAGUCAAUGUUGUUAAUGAAUCUUGAAGCUCGGCCAGUGAUUUUUGAAGACGUCGGCCGCCAAGUGUUGGCCACUGGGGAGAGGAAACGGCCAGAAUACUUCAUGAAGCAAAUUUCCAAGAUUAGUGAGACUGAUAUUGCAAGAGUAGCCAAGCGGCUUUUGAAGUCACCGCCUGCAGUAGCUGCCAGAGGUGACCUUGCAAAGAUGCCAUCGCUCUCAGACUUUCAGGCAGGACUAUUGGACGAGGCUGGAAAAAUGCCAUCAAAACUUGGCCGUGGCCUUCUCUUUAGAUAGAUAACUUAAUUAUUACAAAAUGUUAUUUCCCAGUUUCUGAGGUAAAAAUGUAUUUAAAUGUGUAUGGGAAGUUGAGUCAGAAAUAAAUAAAGUAAUUAAUGGAAAA